Molecule: messenger RNA, 3630 nt
Organism: Rhopalosiphum padi (bird cherry-oat aphid)
Lineage: Eukaryota; Metazoa; Arthropoda; Insecta; Hemiptera; Aphididae
Gene: Sema2a
Product: semaphorin-2A
Exons: 19
Coding region: 867-2984 (705 amino acids)
Biological process (GO): neural crest cell migration; axon guidance; negative chemotaxis
Molecular function (GO): semaphorin receptor binding; chemorepellent activity
Source: RefSeq, a predicted model, not a curated record
GACGACUUAGCUUGCCCGUCGCCACCGCGUGCAUAACACGGUCGUUCCCGCCGGUCGGUCGUCAUCGUCAGUCCGCCCGCGUUACCGCCACCACCGUCGUUCGUUUCGCGUGCGAUUUCGCGUUUUUCGGUCUUUUACCUGUACGACACUGUCGUUCGCUAAUUUUUUUAUUGCCGAUUUUUAUUUUAUCCGUUUCUUGCUCUCUCUCUCUCACUCUCUUCUAUUCCAUCGCCGUCGCCGACCGUAUGCGCGUGUCGGACGAGUUUGCGAAUUUCCGCGGAUUUUUUUAUUCCCGGAACUAACAAUACCAGGUAUCCGUUAACGUAUAACCGGGUACACGCGGAGUCCGUGGUCGUUCGUAUCGUGGCACUCGUAAACGCUGCCGCCGGUAUUAUCGUGCUCGUCGCCUAAUAUCACCAAAGUGCACACACGUUACUCUGUUUAACUCUAAACCCGACCCGACUUGCAAUCGGUCGCGUGUGACGUGUCGUCGUCGUCGUCGUCGAGGAGUAAGGACGCAAAAUCCUAGAGGAAAAUUAAUAAAAACUAAAGACAGAGAAAGUUCGAUUUUCACGUGCGCGCACACCACACGCACCUUCCGAUGUUAUAUCUUUCGGUGACCGGCGUCGUGUCAAGCGUAUACUCGUAAUACGUACACAUAAAACCAGAGGUAAUUUUUCCGGAACUACCAUUAAUUUAUUUCUUAUAUGGUGUUGACAAAAACAUGUACUAAAUUUUAACUUUGAGUUGAAUAAAAAAUCAUUUAUUCGGAUUGUUUCAAGUGGAUUUUGAAAAUUUAAACUUAAAUAAAUCAAUAAGGUGUUUUUGUCAUUAUAACAAAAAAGAAACCUGUCCGAACAUUGAAAAUGCCGCCGGCUUUGUACGGACUGUUUGCCGCGUAUGUGACGUUUGUCGUACUGGAAACACAUGCCAUUACCAUUGAAGAAUUGCCGCCAGAUCACGUGCGAGAGUUGUCCUGCGGCCGAAUGUACUACAGGACUUUUCACUUGGAUGAAAAUCGUGACACAUUAUACGUCGGUGCCAUGGAUCACGUGUACCGGCUGAACUUGAGCAACAUCAGCCACUCUAGCUGCAAGCAGGAUUCCAUAAAUCUGGAACCGUCAAACAUUAUGAGCUGCACGUCUAAAGGAAAAUCUGAGAAUUUUGAUUGCCGAAAUCACAUCCGAGUCAUCCAGUCGAUCGGUGACGGUAGCCGAAUAUACAUUUGUGGCACAAACGCGCACAAUCCAAAAGAUUACGUGAUAUACUCCAACUUAACACAUCUUCCUAGACACGAGUACGUGCCCGGCGUGGGUCUGGGCACGGCCAAAUGCCCGUACGAUCCGCUGGACAACUCGACAGCCAUUUGGUCAGAAAAGGGCAAUCCGGGGCAAUUACCGGCUUUGUACAGUGGUACCAACGCGGAGUUCACCAAAGCAGACACAGUUAUUUUUCGGACGGACCUGUACAAUUUGACCACGGGGCGCAAAGAAUUCGCGUUCAAGAGGACUCUCAAAUAUGACUCCAACUGGCUCGAUAAACCCGAUUUUGUGGGCUCCUACGACAUCGGCCAAUACGUCUUCUUUUUCUUCCGUGAAACCGCCGUCGAGUACAUCAACUGUGGAAAAAGCAUAUUUUCGCGAGUAGCCAGAGUGUGCAAGAAAGACACAGGCGGCAAAAGCAUACUUAGUCACAACUGGGCCACGUACCUGAAGGCCCGACUCAACUGCUCCAUACCCGGAGAAUAUCCGUUUUACUUCAACGAAAUCCAGAGCAUUUACAAGGUGCCAGAUGAUGAUACGCUUUUCUACGGCGUGUUUACCACUUCCACUACCGGGCUGAUGGGAUCGGCCAUAUGUACUUUCCGGCUAGAAGACAUCGAUCACGCGUUCGCUGGCCGAUUCAAAGAACAAGCCAGUUCUACUUCGGCCUGGCUCCCAGUACUGUCUACCAAAGUACCGGAGCCCAGACCGGGACAGUGUGUCAAUGAUACGGAGACUUUACCAGAUUCCGUAUUGAAUUUCAUACGCAGUCACCCUCUUAUGGACGAGGCGGUAGCGCACAAAGACAACGAACCGGUGUUCUACAUGCGUGACUUAUUCUUUACGCGUCUUGUAGUAGACGUUCUCGAUUACGUCGUGUUCGGAAAUCAUCUGCAUUACACUGUCUAUUACGCUGCCACCAAUGAAGGCCGCGUUUACAAAGUAGUCCAAUGGUAUAAUGACGAAGGUGUACCCGGAUCUGCUCUUCUGGACAUAUUUGACAUCAUGCCCGGUCUGCCUAUUACAGCAAUGGAAAUAUCCAGAAAGCACAAGGCCCUCUAUGUGGCGUCCGAUGAGAGCGUCCGACAGAUAUACUUGUCAAUGUGCACUCACCGGUACGACAGCUGCUUGCGAUGCGUCCACGACCCGUAUUGCGGAUGGGACAAACAGACCAAGACCUGCAAACCCUACCAGCCCGGACUCCUGCAGGACGUGACCAACUCAUCGCGAAGCGUGUGCGAAAGUUCAGUGGUUAACAAGAGAUUGACCGUGACGUUCGGCCAGAGCGUACAUCUCAGUUGUUUCGUGAAAAUGCCGCAAGUGCUGAAAGUGUACCCGGUUACCUGGUACCAUCACAGCAAGGAGAAGGGACGGUACAUGGUCUCGUUCAGCCGAGUGGAAAAAUACAUUGCGACCGUCGAAGGCGGCAUGGUAAUUGUUGGAGCGUCAGAAGAGGACGGCGGCCGGUAUGACUGUCAGCUGGCCGGUGCCUUGUUGUGCACGUUCAACUUGACGGUGGACGCGCAUCGGUGUUCACCGCCCGCCCGGUCAGCGGACUACCAUCGGGUGUACUCGGACUGGUGCCACGAGUUCCAGAAAUACAAGAGUGCGAUGAAAUCUUGGGAAAAAAAACAAGCUCAAUGCAGUAGCUCAAGACAAAACGAGACCGCAAUCGCCCAGGGUCUCCUGUCAAACGAAUUAAACGCGAGCCCGGCCCUAUAAGGAGGAGAUACCAUAAUAUACGAGAUGCCGCCGAAGCAACCGCCGCCGACACAACCGCCGCCACUACCACCACAGCCACCGCAAACACCAGCCCCAUCCCGUGUACACGCUAUAUAUAUAUAUAUAUAUAUAUAUAAAUAUAUAUUAUAUAUGUAUAUUGUAUUAUAAUAUGCAUUUAUGUUAUAAUAUACCAUCACCAUCGUGUCAGUCAUCCCGCCACCGCGGAAAAAAAGUAAAAAAUGUAAUAACAAUAUAAUAUAUUGUAUAAGGUAAAAAUGUCAUCAUACAGUCAUCGUCGUCGUCGUCGUCGUCAUAGUCGUUAAGUAUAAUAUAGUAUAAGAGGAUUUUCUUUUUUUUUUAAUGCAGAUUCAUAUUUAUUAUAUACACCUGUAUAAGUGUUUGUAUACAUAAUAGCAUACAGCUAAUGUAUGUACACGUGUCGUACGUAUUAUUUAAUAUUAUGUAUAAUGUAUAUUAUGUACUUAAUAAUAAUUAGACGUUAAUGUACAGACUGCCUAUAUAAGCUUUAAACUAUAACCACGACGAACGACGAGCGAUAUUAUACUAUACCUUUUUUUUUUUUUGACGAUAUAUACAUAUUUUAUCUACAAUCUUCUGUGAUAAUGUAGCUGUUAGAUUUUUUUUU